CUUGCACCAAAUUCAGAAACCAUGGUUUUUUUAAUACUUUACACUGGUCUCUAAGAAUCAUCUACCCAACCUUUCUUUAUAACCCACCUCUCUUCCAAACUCCAUUUCUCCAAACAUUUUCCACUUUCCCAUUCUCUUUACAAGGAAAUUAAAUGGACACUAGAACAAGAAGAAGUCCUUUUUUCUUUGACAAAAACGAUGGUCUUGCCUCUCUAGCUAUAAUAGAAGCUGAGAUUUCAGAGAACAAUCAUCGCAAUCACAAUCCAUUGAUUUCUAGGCCUCUUUAUUAUACUUCUUUACAAAGGAAGAGUAGCCUUAGGAAUCUUUCAUCCAUUUCCUCUUCCUCUUCCUCAAUGUCAUCUCCGAAAUUGGCUGGUGGCAGAAGGUUUUGUGAAACUAGAUUUGAAGAACAACAACCCCAUUUCUUGGAAGCUUGUUUUCUUUGCAAGAAACAACUUGGUAGUAACAAAGACAUCUUCAUGUACAGAGGGGAUACUCCAUUCUGUAGUGAAGAGUGCAGGCAAGAACAGAUAGAAAUGGAUGAAUCCGAGGAGAAAAGAUUGAAUCUUUCAGCUUCUGUAAAGGCCUUGAGAAAAAAUGACCAGAGAAAUUNCCCCCCAAAAAAAAAAAUUCAGGCAUCGCAGAGUCCACUCCUGAGUGUUGAUUCUCCCAGUUUAGGCAGUGAUUCAGAGACUACGAG
Nicotiana tabacum (common tobacco) is the source of this 700-nucleotide messenger RNA. Lineage: Eukaryota; Viridiplantae; Streptophyta; Magnoliopsida; Solanales; Solanaceae. The record is from RefSeq and is a predicted model, not a curated record.